CUGUGUAAAAUGUCGUAUAUGGUAGUUACUGUGAUGUACGAUUGUCAUGCCGUCCUCGUUGUACGCUCAAGUCACUGCUCACACCAUGUUGAGUCUUGAUCAUCCAUGCAGUCAACAUCAGCAUCAGCAUUAACAUCAGCAUCAACAUCAGCAUCAACAUCAGCAUCAACAUCAGCAUCAACAUCAACAUCAACAUCAGCAUCAACACCAACAUCAGCAUCAACACCAACAUCAGCAUCAACANCAACAUCAACAUCAACAUCAACAUCAACAUCAACAAUCAACAACAAUCGGCACUCGAGACCGAGACAUGCCGGUCGAGCACGCAACGAAGUCUGUGCGUGCAGGCCGACCCCUGCGCGGCGGCAGGUCUGUGUGGGCUGCGGGAUGUGUCGUCAGAUGGGCUGAUGCUCACCAGCGAUUAUUGGUGGGGUGCGCGUUGCGGGAGGCUGGUGCAAGGGAGCUAGCGGGGCGUUGACUGGGCCUGAACCACGGUUGUGGCAGCGCAGCCAGCUUUUGGCGACAGAGGGACACACACACACACACACACACAUGCACUAUCUAUUGCAGCAAUUAUUCUUCGAGCAC
Molecule: messenger RNA, 588 nt
Organism: Didymella exigua CBS 183.55
Lineage: Eukaryota; Fungi; Ascomycota; Dothideomycetes; Pleosporales; Didymellaceae
Exons: 2
Coding region: 106-408 (100 amino acids)
Source: RefSeq, a predicted model, not a curated record